UUUCGCUGAUAACAAAACAUUUUAAUAUUUUACAGUCAACAAUAUCUCUAAAUAUAAUAAAAAUAAUGGCUUUUAGACUGAACAAAUUGUUUUCGGCCAAUUUGAUAACGACCAAUAAAAAUUUUGUCAGGUACAAAAGUCAAAGGAGAUCACUUGGAAAAAGCCCCCAUCUCGCCAGUAAUUUGGAACAACGCCUGGAAGUGAUGUAUUAUAAGGACCCGAAAGUACACUUCAAGGUCAAUAUUGGAUUUGCUGUACCGAACAAAGGAAGGGCACAUGUCGCAGAGCAUAUCGAGAUGCUGAAAGAGAAUAGGCAAAAUGCCGAACUCAAAGAACUUGCAAGGGAUAACAAACUAAUUAUUUCUUUGGAUGAAGUUGAAAAAGAGUGGGAGAAAACUGUCGCUCCUGUGCAAAUAAAAUCAAUCGCUGAGCAUUAUGCGAUAUAUGAGCAUCUUUUUGGCGAUGCUUACUUUUACCCCGUCGUCCCUCUGUCAGUGAAUUUUCCCUUUAAAGACGCCUAUGCCCCGGUUUACAGGGGGAACAUCAUUAAGCCAAUUAAGACAAUGACACCUCCUGAAGUUUCAUUCGAGUCCAAGAGUGAUUCGCUUUGGACGCUGGUGCUGACAUGCCCAGAUGGGCACUUUAAAUCAGAAAACCUCGAAUACGUCCACUGGUUUGUAGGGAACAUCCCAGGAAAUGAUAUCGGAAAGGGUGAAGUAGUUCAUAGCUACAUCCAAGCCCUUCCAUUGAAAGGGCUAGGAUAUUUAAGAUAUAUCUUCCUUCUGUACAAACAAGAUAAGAAAAUCGACUUUUCAGAUAUUAAAACAACAAAAUUCAGUGGAGAUAUAGAUGAAAGGAGCUUUUCAACGCUCGAAUUUUACAAGAAGCAUCAGGAUUACCUGACUCCUGCAGGUCUUUCCUUCUUCACUUCAGACUGGGAUGAAUCGGUGAUGGACUUCUAUCAUAAAACUAUGAAGGCCGACUGCCCAGAGUUUGUCUAUGAUUUCCCAGAACACUACUAUACUAAACAAACCUGGUUCCCUCUCAGGCAACCUUUUAACCUAUACCUUGAUAGGUACAGAGACCAAAAGCAAAUCGCAAAGGAACGUUUGUUGGUAAAGUUAAAAGCUGUGGAUCCUUUCAGCGACCCAUCCAAAGAGCGAAAAUUGAAAUAUCCCAAUGUAGUACCUUUUAAGCCUGGUGUCCCCUCGUGGCUGAAGAACGAGAUCAGGAAAGAGCGUUUAGGAUGGGCCAGAGCAGCGGAUAAGGAUUAAAAAAUUGUAAAUAAAAAGAAAUAAAAUGUUUGUAUUUAUUGUUUAAAUUCUUAAA
Messenger RNA from Cimex lectularius (bed bug), 1329 nucleotides. It is a transcript of the gene mRpL38, whose product is annotated as 39S ribosomal protein L38, mitochondrial. Gene Ontology annotation, cellular component: mitochondrial large ribosomal subunit. Lineage: Eukaryota; Metazoa; Arthropoda; Insecta; Hemiptera; Cimicidae. Bases 66 to 1274 code for a protein of 402 amino acids. The record is from RefSeq and is a predicted model, not a curated record. The transcript has 7 exons.